Chaetomium strumarium is the source of this 2544-nucleotide messenger RNA. RefSeq names its product THO complex subunit 1 transcription elongation factor-domain-containing protein. Bases 164 to 2464 code for a protein of 766 amino acids. NCBI's taxonomy places the organism in Eukaryota, Fungi, Ascomycota, Sordariomycetes, Sordariales, Chaetomiaceae. The record is from RefSeq and is a predicted model, not a curated record. Gene Ontology annotation, biological process: mRNA export from nucleus; regulation of DNA-templated transcription elongation. Gene Ontology annotation, cellular component: THO complex part of transcription export complex. The transcript is spliced from 4 exons.
GCCUUGUUCACUUCCAUUGUUUGCAGGCAGCGGGCAGCUGCUGGUUCCGUGUCUCGAUCCCCUCAACACUGCAGUGCGCCGAUUACAGCAAGGGAGGUGUUCGCUGCCGAGGAAAGCACGCUGGAGCAUAACCUUUCCGCAUCCCUCUUUCCAAGACGACAAGAUGCCGUCGGCAACCAUCGACAGCCACGGCAUCUCGGGCGUUGUCGCUGUUGGCACCUUCUUGGACAAGCUGCUCGCGCGAGCUGAAUCCGUCAAGCAAACGGCGUCGAUAGAGCCGCCCCUUGAAAAGUCCCACUUUGACGAUCUUCGGCGGCAACUAAGUGAUGCGCUCGGAUACGAUGUGACAGCGGAAGACCCUGCCGACGCGAAAAGAACGCAGCGCUUUGCCGUGAUCGAGACCGCCGUGCGUGACACCUUCAAGUCCGUGAUCGCUACGACACCGAUUGAGUCUCCCGCGUUUGUAACGGUCUGGAACCUCUUCGACAUCCUCUCCUUCCUCUCUGACUCGGAGCUCUGCGACCCCGCCCUGCUCUUCUGGCUGGUCGAGGAGCUGCUGGACAGCCAGACCAUUGCCGGCUGCCGCAAGGUCUUCGACUUUCUCGAAUCGCGUCGCGAACGCAUUACUGCCAAGCACUUCAAGCAGAAGCAGCUCGUCAUUCUCCGCACCUGCAACGAGCUCCUCCGGCGCUUGUCCAGAGCCCUCGACCCGGCCUUUUGCGGCAGGGUUUUCAUUUUCAUGUUCCAGAGCUUCCCCCUGGGAGACAAAAGCUCUGUUAACCUCAGAGGAGAGUACCACGUUGAAAAUGUCACUACUUGGGAUCAGGAGGCCCCAGUCGCGGACGGGGAGAAGAUGGAUGUGGACACGGAUGCGAAACCACAGAAGGACAAGGCUCUAGAUCCAGAUGCCCUUUAUCCCAUCUUCUGGUCUCUGCAAGAGAGCUUCAACCAACCGAAGAAGCUGUUCGACUCCGGCCAGUUUGCCGCCUUCAAAGCUGGUCUUGAAGCAACCAUGGCAACGUUCCGCAGCAUUAAACCAGAACAGCCGUCACGAGCCAAAGAAAAGCAAGACAGGCCGGUCGAAGAGAUGAACCACAGCCUCAAGAGGAAGCGAGAUGACGUUGACGACGAGCUUGCGAGCGGGUUCAACCCGAAGUACCUCACUAGCCGAGAUUUGUUCAAGCUCGAGAUCAGCGACCUGGCGUUUCGCCGGAACGUGCUUGUCCAAGCACUGAUAAUCAUGGACUUUCUUCUUUCUCUCUCGCCCAAGGCCAAGGAGAAAUUGGCGAGCGUCAAGGCUCCGAACAAGUCGGUGACAUACUCGGACCAGCAGCUGAGCGAAGAAGAUACGAAGUGGGCAACAGAGAUGAAGGAAGCGAUUGUUGAUUACCUGAAGCAAGGUGUAGAAGGGCCGUAUUUCAACCGGAUGGUUGAAACGGUUCUCUCCAGAGACAAAAACUGGGUCCGGUGGAAGAUCGAGAACUGUCCCUCGAUUGAGCUGCCAACCAUGUCUCCUGAGAUGUUUGUCGAGGCCAGGGCUACAGUAACUAAGAUAGCGACGACAAAACGGCUGCGGGCGGCCCCGCUAGGGUCGCUUUCCCUGGACUUCCUCGACGACGAGGACGAAAACAGUGCCAUGGAAAGACUAAAGGAUCCAGAGCGAUACAGCUCUCCCGAUCUCAGCAGCUUCAGAAAGGGCAUUGCCGAUGACGACUUUGAGAUCGAGAUGCCCACCAACGACGAGACCAAAGCCAGCGCGAUAGAAGGGAAGGCUAGCAAAACGUGGAGAGCACUGAGGCUAGCCAGUAAAUCCAAGUUGGCCAGCUUCGACAAGGUCGAUGACGACGACAAGAUCGACAUCAUCUUUGAAGAGAAGGCCGCGCAAGAGACCGAGGAUGUCGAGGAGGAUGUAUCGAAUGGGGAUACAAUCUUUCCCGAGGAUCGCAGGGCAGUCGUCAUUGUCGACGCUACAAGCAGUCCGAAGUCGAGAUCUGAACUCAUAGCACAAUUCAUCGCUCAGCAUCCUAAGGUCUUCACCAAAGUCGCUACCCACGUCACGCGGCAGCCGCUAGAAGGGGAGGUCAACGGGCAGGACUACCACUUUGUCGACACCCAGACAUUCAAUAUGAUGCGAGACGGGGACCAGUUCCUCGAGUUCGGCGAGGAAGGUGACGACGCCCAUGGCACGAGCAGGAAAGUGCUUGAAGGUAUCAUGGACAACGACAGGGUGCCAGUCAUGGGAAUGACUCGUGACGGCGCGCAACAGGUUAGAGACAAUGGUUUCGACGCUAGGUUCAUCUUGGUUGGGACAACCGAAGCCGCGGCGAACACGGAGUCGCGGGAUGACUUUUACGACACAGUAGUCAGCGAUUUGCAGUCGUUAGAAGCGGCGGUAUUUGGAGCACCGGCAGCGACGUCAGGAAACGUGGAUGUGUCGAUGACGGAUGGAGCGGCCGCAUCAUGAAAAGACCAUUGGGGAAAGCUUCUGACGUCUUCCAAAUGCAUGUUGUUUUAUAGCACCAAAAAAAAAAAAAAAAAAAAAAA